Rotaria sp. Silwood2 is the source of this 1419-nucleotide messenger RNA. Lineage: Eukaryota; Metazoa; Rotifera; Eurotatoria; Philodinida; Philodinidae. The record is from the annotation of a GenBank genome assembly.
AUGACAUACCGAACUAAACGUUCCUUUACAAUUUCCAACGAUGAAAUUGGUUUACAAAUGCAACAUCGACUACUCCGACUAUUUCAACGCCAUCAAAAUCAUCGUUCUCUUUACUCGCCCCCGAAACCCUCACCACUUUACUUAGCUUGUCAAAGCAAUGAUCUAGCACAUGUUGAAUCAUGCCUGAAAAAAAUGAAACGUAAAGAAAUCGAUUUUCAAUAUUCACCGAACAAUGAAACUGUCCUACAUGUUGCAACACGAAGCCAACAUAAAGAAAUUAUUAAAAUUCUUCUACUUCACGGCGCACAAAGAUCGCUAAGAAAUGCAGAUGGCCGACAAGCUUAUCAAUUAGCUGAAACAAAAGAAAUCAAAGAUUUAUUUAAACGCCCGAAAUCCUCUCGUUUUGUAUUUCUAAACAGCGGUUUUGCAAUGACUACCUUAUUUCAAAACAAGAUAAAAUGUGAAAGUUGUUCUCUGGUAAAUGAUAAUACUUUAUAUGAAUGGGAAUUGAUUGAUCGAAAUGCAGCACAGAAAGCAGUGAGAUUUCGUCGUGAAUUCGAAAAGUCCACAUUAAUGAAUAAAAAAGUUUUGAAACAAAAACUUUAUUCCACUAAGAAAGGUUAUCUGAAUGCACGUCUACAAGAUAUUUCCGAAGCAGAUGGUGCUCGUAUAAAUGAUUAUUUUAAACGUGCACUACGUCAAAAUGAACCGUAUUAUAUUGUUACUGCAUAUACCAUAUGCCAAAAUUUUUCACACUUGUUAAACACCGAUAUGGCGCGCAACGUCAUACAUGAUUUGAAGAAUGGUUGUAGUAAAUUUUGCUGCGACUGCCUCUAUUCGACGGAAGAUGGUACCAAAGCAAUCACAAGUAUUCUCCUUCAUCAUCCAAAUUUUCAAAAGCUCAAUUUCAAGGGUCGAGUCUAUCGUGGUAUUGUCGCCUCUAAGAGUGCUCUUUGUCAUUAUAAAGUUGGUUCAUGUAUUAUCACAACUACAUUUCUCUCAACAUCAAAGGACCCUGAAGUUGCUCAAAUUUUCUGUGAUAAAGCAGUGCGUAACCCAACUACAGAUUCAUUGUUUUGUACUUAUGAAAUAGUUAAUGAAGACCGUACUGCUCUUGAUAUAUCUACAAUAUCAGAAUUUGAAGAUGAAGAUGAAGUAUUAAUCCUGCCGUAUUCAGCUUUUCUUAUUACAAAGAUUGAACAAGGACAAGAAACAAGAAAUAUUUAUUUGAAAGAGCUAUGUUUAACACAUAUGUUUGACAGUAAUGGAUCGAAAGAAUGGUCAAUUAAUUCGACUACAUGUCUACUGGAACUUGCCGGAAGCAGUCUAUUGCAUAAUACAAGUGAGAUAUUACUACAAGAGAGUGCCAGCAUGAGAUCACGAUCAAACACAAUGCCCGUAUUAACCACACGGUUUUAG